AAGCAGCUCCGUGGACGCGGAAGUUACAAUGUGACAAGUGUCGUUUGAAGUUCACGUGGAUCAAGGGUGUCACAAUUCACUUGGAUGGCAUCACACGAACGAAUAACAUCCUCAGACUUACCUAGGGAUACAGGCAUGCCCACAGUUCUAGCUGACGACCAAGCGCACCACAUCGCCAAAUUUGUAGCGAACAUCAUUCAAAGUUCUGUGGAGAUUAUAAAACAGGAACAAGAUUUACUCAACUUCCUGGACGAGGCCUUAGAAGGACUUGGAGACGAUUAUUCAGAGGAAAAUCAAGUUACCGAGCAAAACAGACUUUCUGCAGAAUACUCCACGAUGACGAGUGUAGCACCUAUGCCUAUUCCUAUCUGUCAGUUGAAUGGAGAACCCAUGCCUGACUGUGAUGACGGUAUACAGAAGGACCAGCCAACUCCUACAGACCGGCCGGAGAUGGACACUUCCAUGGGAGCAGACAUCCCGGACCUGUCUUUGGUGAAUACGGACGGUAGUAAACAGAACAUCAGUGCGUACAUACAGGACAUCAUCCGAGAGGCACACGAGAAAGUCACCAUCAGCGAGGAGACGGCGCCCCUAGCAACGGCGGAGAGCAGCAUUCAAGAUGACGUAACACUCACCGGAAGUUACUAUACAGACGACAGUCCUUCAAAAGAAUCUCGAAACGCAACGCAGUCGGAAAACAAACAAGAAACGCGGCUUUCGGAUUCCGCGGUAGAAGUUCCAGCCUCAGAUGUUCCUUCGACAAAAGCUGUUGUCAAUAACAACGACCACGAAAAAUCGCCUUUAUCUGAAGACAUGGACGAAAUUAUCGAAAUCGAAGAUGACAGUUUUGGACAGCAAUCAUUCGUGGAGAUGAAUAGUAAAGAUCGAGGAGUUCCGAAUAAAAAUAAGAAAAAACGCAUCAGCAGAAUCAAAGAUUCUAUUCUGAAUUUGUUCUCAUGCACGUCAUCACGUUCAACAAAUACGUCAUAGUAUUCCAUAACCUCAUUUACAGAAAUGUUCUAAACAUCAACAUAAGUGUAUUAAACUGACUUCAAAUCAAAAGUGCAUCAGAGGUGUAUACAUACCGGAAAGUAAAGGACACAGCAAUGAGGAGCGGAAGUGACGUUCACUUGAUUUUUACAGGGUAAAUUGUGUUCAAUGGUUUUUGAUAUCCAGAAUCAACAUUAUUGACGUCAACUAAGCCGGCUUCCAUUGAUUACGACAUCAUCAUUGACGUCUGUGUGGUGUUACGACAUCAUCAUUGACGUCUGUGUGGUGUUACGACAUCAUCAUUGACGUCUGUGUGGUGUUAGCACCAAGUCUGAAGUUGAUCAUAUCACUUUGUCUUUACUGUUCUGUUGAAUCACUGACGUAGCAGGUCACAUAUCCGUUUUAUAUAUUAUUGAUACAAUGACAUGUACUCGCCCGGUUUUAAUGAUCCGAGGAGUUCCGAUACCAAUACACUUCUAUAAGGAGUAUUUAUUAUUUCGGAAUACAUUUCGGAAUACAAUAGUGAUAUAGUAGUGUUGUCGGUGGUUAUACAAUUCAGUGAUUGAAAUGAACUGUUAUGUCGGAGUAAAAUAGAUCCAUUCAAGAUAAUAAUUAAUUUGAUUGGAAGACUUUUGGACCAUACACCAGUGUCCCUGUGUAUAACAUCUAGCAUUGUCAGGGAAUUUCCUGUUACAUUGAAGACGGCGACAUGUCCCUCUGUACCAGGCAGUGUUGAUGGUAUAUAGUGUCGUCCUGUGUACAACAAAAACGGAUCAUUAAAAGCCAAAAUAGAAACUGACGUCAUAUCCGCCUGCGCGUGAUUCAGUUUCCUAAUUUGAUCGACAUUCAAAUGAAAUAAUAUCAUGUUAUUUUGUCUCUGGCUUUCUUCAAUUUCGCCAAACACGUGACCUCAUUAAGCCGAAAGUGAUUCCAUAUAUCCCGAGGGCCGACUCGUUCCUUUCGUUACGGAAGUCACAUUACCUCAUAAGAAAAGCGGCCGGAAGUUCAGUAUACUGACUACUGGGGAUAUUGUCCAAUGACACGAUAUAUUCGUCAACCACAAGGGAAGUGGGAAAGUUUGAUGACAAAAGAUGCUCAGAUCUCGGAAUAUUCGUAACAAUGUCUUUUCUAAAUAUAGAUUGUAUUUAAUUCUUUGUUAAACUGUUUCUAUAAAGGUUUGACUCCUAGAAUACGAACCGACUUACAUUAAUGUGUGUCCGACUGUCUGGACGAAGAAUGUACUUGUGGAUGUAGAAUGGAUUGUUGUUGUGCUCAUUCUACACCAUUGAGCGCCGCCUAGCGGAGAGGAGAUUAUUCUAUUUGAGUCUUGUCUACCUUUGGGUGAAGUUUUAUUUAUCUAUUUAUUCAUUUUUUUGUGUGAAUUAGACACAAUUAUAUGAGGUCAACAUUCUAGUUUGAACUGUUAAUUUAUUCAACUGAAGUAAUUAGGCGUAGGUUUGUGAGAGAAAACGUUUUAUAAAACAUGAUAAGUGUUUUGUAUAGAAGUCGGUGCGAUGAUUUUAUUUUUAAUUCCUCGGAGACAAUUUGUGUUGUCUCCCUUAACAUCACCACAAUACAUUGAUAUUAUUCAAGUGUCUCGUUUUAAAUGUUUUUCAUUCUCAUCAUUAUAAUUAUAGCAUUUGCAUCAUGUGUGUUAAAUCAAAUGCCUGGAAUCUAAUCUUCUGUCAGUUUAAAAUACCAUGCACUUUGCAAAGUAUAUGAAUGUACAAUGUAUGUAUGUAUGUAUGUAAAUGCUACUUUUUAUAGCAGAUAUAUACCAUUUUAUAAAUGAACGGUGUCAUUGUAUGUAUGCGAGAUAAAGGAUGUGUGUGUUUGAUCUAUACAGACAUCCAUCAUAGUGUGUCAUUUCGAUAAUGAUAUAUACUGUAGUGAUAUAUAGUGAUAUUUAUGUCUCAUUACAGACUUUCCUUAGCUAUAAUGAUAUAUACUGUAGUGAUAUAUAGUGAUAUUUAUGUCUCACUACAGACUUUCCUUAGCUAUGACGUGUACCUGUGAUUGUAUGUUUAUUUUGUAAUUUAUAUAUGCAAGAAACUGGAAUAAAAGUUUAUAUGAUUUUU
Pecten maximus is the source of this 3068-nucleotide messenger RNA. RefSeq lists its product as uncharacterized. The record is from RefSeq and is a predicted model, not a curated record. The coding region runs from base 85 to 990 and encodes 301 amino acids. The transcript is spliced from 6 exons. Lineage: Eukaryota; Metazoa; Mollusca; Bivalvia; Pectinida; Pectinidae.